Molecule: messenger RNA, 3682 nt
Organism: Pomacea canaliculata
Lineage: Eukaryota; Metazoa; Mollusca; Gastropoda; Architaenioglossa; Ampullariidae
Product: rab5 GDP/GTP exchange factor-like
Exons: 3
Coding region: 1-687 (228 amino acids)
Biological process (GO): vesicle-mediated transport
Cellular component (GO): cytosol; endocytic vesicle
Molecular function (GO): small GTPase binding; guanyl-nucleotide exchange factor activity
Source: RefSeq, a predicted model, not a curated record
AUGAUUCAAGUUCUACUCAUGUCUAAAGUAACUUACUGGUUUAUUUGUUUUUUGUUUCAGUGUUGUGCUGUGGCUUUCAUUGAGAACAUCAGUGCAGAAUCUCUUAGUUUGUCUGUAGCGGAAUAUGAACGAUACAUGUCAGGAGAGGCCACUCCGCCAGGUAGUGGAGGAGAACGUAUUUGUGAAGGGCUGCGUUUGAUGCAGCAUAAUCUCAAGAUGCUGUCUCAGCUGAAGCAGCGACAGGAGCGAGUUAUGGCUGAAGCGCUUCAGCUACAACAAGACAUGCUUGACUUCAGAAACAGCUUUAAUCAAGAAAUUGCCCGUAUCCUUGAGCAAGCACCUCUGAAAAUCAGACCUCGUAAAGUCAAGGUUGAUCUCGAUGCUAUGGAAACAGAUGCCACUGCUGCAAAUCUUCCUUCCCCUCUGCAGCCGCAGCCUGCACAGGCAAACGUUGUGGAAGCAACACUAGCAUCAGUGGCUUCUCAUUCCUCAGAGCUGCUGAGUGCAGGCUGUGAGAAUGUUGAGAACUUAGCAGCAGAACCACCACCAGCAGACGCACAACUAGCAAGCUUUCCUUUGCCACAAACCCCUCAACAUGUAGAUGUUGUUGCAUUAGACAGUGGCACAAGCAAAAGAGAACAGCAACCACAGUGGAACUGGCAUUUGUCCCAUCUGCAGGCACCAUAGUACCCAGCAGAGUUGGGAAGGAAAACUUGCAAACAGAAAGACUGGAAGGAGAAAUAGAAGUCAUGGAACAGGUCCAACUACCUCCACCAGAGAGAAGGGAGCCCUGAUAAAAAAAAAAAAAUUUCUAAGAACAGCUUGGCUACUGUUAUAGUUUGUAUAAAAAUGAGGAGAUGGCUGUGGGUGGAGUCUUCAUGCUUGAUGCUUGUAGAUGCAAUCUUCAUGCUGAUGCUGAAAGGCUGUUUUGUGAUGAAACACUCAGCCACUCGUGAAUGUCUUUCAGACUGGUCAGGCUUUAAAGCUAACCUGUCAAAGCCAGCAUCUACAAUUUUACAUCGUUAUGAACAUCCUGUCUCAAUAGAAGCGUGGGUCUUAGAGUAUAAUUAACUCUUCCUAUACAGUUUGAACCCACAAAUGUGAACAUCUUCAUAGCUACACCACAGUUGUGUCGAUAUAUCCAUAUUGAAUGAGAGUAAACUGCAAGGCUGUACACAGAUCUGCUAGCUGACUCUGUCAACAGCAUUGUAUUUUGCUUGAUCUUUAAGGAAACCAAGAUAGAGUUGGCACUGAAGUAUGAGGCAAGGAGGCCUGACAGAUUACAGUUUACAUUUCUUGUUGGAGAUAAACUUGCAUAAGUGGUGUGGAGUUUAAUGUGAACAGAAGACUCAGCAUUUGUUUUAUUUGACUGUGGAAUAAAUGGAAGUGAAUACCUGAAAAGUAUAAUAGAAGUAUUUAAAGAAUGACUUGACUUAGUUCAUGAUUGUAGAAUUGGCUUAGAGUUGAUCUUGGUAUUUAGCAUUUUGUAAAGACUGGUUUUGGGCACAGAUUUUUCAAGAUGUCUUUAUUUCUGUUUCAUUAUAGAACAUGUUCACAUGCAAUAAAGUGACAUUUAGAUUUAUAUGGAGACAGAAAUAGUCAAAUAUAAAAAAAAUUCAGUAACUGAUACAGUUAAUAAAUUGAUCUUUGCAAGAACUUAUUCUGUUUAGGGUGGUGAGAGAAAGAAAGAUUGAAAAAGGGAGAUGUGUACAUGCUUAUGGAGGAGCUAAUAUGUAUGAUUGUAUGCCUGCAUGAUGUUGUAUAAGAUCUGUUUUGGUUGCUUCUUGCUAAAUAUAGAUGUGUUCUUCUGAUGGUACUUAUUUCUGCAUAACAGACUUUCCUGCUUCCAAGCAAAAGAACAAAGUUUGAAAAUUAUGCUCAUAAAUUUAUUGAAUUUUAGGCUGUUGAAAAAAAGAUGGCUGUUACCAAUUUGUUGGGACUGUACUAACAUUUGUGAAAACAAGAGAAACGUAAAAGUAAAGAUUUAAAUAAAACUUGUGGGCUGUUAAUUACUGAGCCUGGUAUUUGUGGAAUUCACAAAGAAAAUUUUCACGGAAAUAUUACUUGUUGAGAAUAUGUAAAAAUAUGUUCAAGGAUAUAGCAAGGAAUUUUUUUUGUAGAGUAUGCAAUUAAAUGUGUAAAAACGGUGUUUAAUACUUUUAUAGAUAUUUGCAUGUUUUUGACAAAUAAAAUUUUUGAUUGGCAGUGCAAGAUACAGCUAGGUCACAAAGCUGUAAAAAAAAUUGUUCACAAAGGUGCCAUGGUUUUUUGUUUUUGUAUCUUGCCAGUUUUUCAAAACUAAAUAUUAACAAUUUUGUAUUUCAAAAGCUUUGGCUUGAAACACCACUUUUUGAGGUUUGUUAUGUGUAUUGCUGUCCAUCAGAAGUACAAGGGCAGAUAAUUCAAAUGUGAUCAGUUUGUGGCUGUAGUGGUCUGCUUUCUUGCAGCUGGAAUAUAAGAGCAAGUGAGUGUUCAAAAUAUUUAUUAGAAUGCUGAUGACUUGGAAGAUGUUUUAUUAUAGUGUAAGUGUUGGUUGAAAGUGAGCCAGCAACUAUUGAGUCUACCUUGUAACAUUACUGAAGUCAGCAAAUGUGUAUUACAACAGAUAUUUGUUCUUAUUAAUUUUAACAAAAUAAUUGUGACAAAUCUCACAAUAAUAAAAAAAUGUGGUCUUUACUGAAAGGUAAAUAGAGCUUGUGAUAGACUGCUUUGACCUAAUGCCUAUUAACUUAAACACCAGCUAUAAGACAUUCUCUUUUCUCAAGAUGUCCUGUACAUGUUUAAUUUUUUUCAAUCUAAAGAGGUUUCCCUUUUUUUUCUUCUUCAUAGGUUGUAGCUGAUAAACUGCCUCCUGUGAUUGACUCUCCUCCACCCCCUCACCCCCCACUUUUUAUGUUUUCAUAUAAAAGAGAAGAUGGAUUUAUUUGUGUGUUGUCUGAUAUUUUGUUUUAUUAUUUAUUUUUGUUGGUAGCGAUUUUUUUGGCUGCAAUAAUUAACUGAUGGACCAUUAGUGGCUUUUUGUGGUAACGUGCAUGUGAGAGUUGGUGAGUAAUAAAUAAUCAUUUAGGUACUGCAACUUUAUCAGAUUUGAGUUUCAGGAUGGGGUUGUUCAUUGUUUUUAGAGAGCGUAAAUUUUAAGCCUUUGCAUAUAUGUGUGUGUGUCUGUAAAUGUGUUUGUGUGAAUACGCUUAGAGUUGUGCUUGUGUAAAUAUGCUUAAGCAAGCAUAAAGGUUAAGAUUAAGUGCAAAAAAAAAAAAUGAAGAAAAAUUGAAUAAUGCAUUUUAAGUAGACUUUGUAAAAUCUGUCAUAUAGCAGAUGCACAGAACUGAUGGAAUUAAGCCAAAAUUCAGUGUCGUGACAUCAAUCGUUGCAUUUUACAUGCAUGUAGGGAUCUGUAUUAUGGAGACAGAUUUCAAAGUGUGGAAAAGAUAUCUUCAUGAAAUAUCCAGGGAAAGCCAGCUUGUGUUUCUACUUUGAAAUAUGUGUUUGUGUUUUAGAAUCUAGGAGUCAUGGAAUGUUUCAUAAAAAGCACUGUCAUCUGGUGCUUCCUUAUUUAUAUGAGCGUUAAUGUUUCUGACUGAUCAGAACUUGGGUUACCUGAUAUUUGGUAAUUUUGCUGGUUUGGGUUUGUUUCUUCAUAACAAUUGUCAUUUGGGAAAUAAACAUUUACAAAAAUACCAAA